This is a messenger RNA of Bactrocera tryoni, 1623 nucleotides long. Its product is annotated as phenoloxidase-activating factor 2. Gene Ontology annotation, biological process: proteolysis. The record is from RefSeq and is a predicted model, not a curated record. Gene Ontology annotation, molecular function: serine-type endopeptidase activity. Lineage: Eukaryota; Metazoa; Arthropoda; Insecta; Diptera; Tephritidae. The transcript has 5 exons. The coding region runs from base 270 to 1472 and encodes 400 amino acids.
AGGGCGAGCAGUUGACUAACGCGACUCGUCGAGUGGAUUACGUUUGUGGCUGACGAAUAAGCGUGCAGAGUUGCAAGUGAUUUCAGUCUGUAUUAGUGGCAAGCACACGCGAUAGUACAACUGAGAAAUAUAGUUAUUCAUUCCCAAAGUGUAUGACACAAAAGUGUUAGUCACACGCAUAUACAUAUACAUAGUGUGUGUUUGUUCUGCAAAGGACCUCCCCACGAAGGAUAGUUACAUUUAUAUUCGCAAUUUCAAUUGACGGCAAAAUGCAUUUCCACUUCAAUGAAUUCGUUUUUACUUCCCUCUUGUGCAUGGUGGCGCUUUUGUCGGAUUACUUUCAUGGCGCGCAUAGCUUAUCCACCGUUGAUACGGUACGUCGCGCUGCUGGAUUUACAUUUAGCUCGGUGAAUGGCAGCAACGGUGGCGGCGGUAACAAUCCUGGAACAUCGCCGGCAACAGGUUUAGCACGACAACUCAUAGUGGGCACCAUACCGCAAGUUACGUUCCCGUCUAUUACCAAUUCGUAUUGUAUUUGCGUACCUCCAGGCUCUUGUCCUAAUCCCUUGCCAACAGCACCGACGGACGGCAGUGGACAAAUCGACAUACGCAUCGUGAAUAAUGGAAGCAUUGGGACCACAGUAACACCCGGCACUUGCAAUUAUGGACUUCAGCUCUGCUGUCAGGCGGGCUCAUACCAAUGUGGUCUACGCUAUCCGCCACCGCCCGGAAGUACAGCAGCUGGUGCAGGUCAAGCGCAAUUCGGCGAAUAUCCCUGGGUAGCUGCAUUGCUUACCACAGCCGAAGUUUAUUUGGGUGCAGGAGCGCUAAUCACGGCACAGCAUGUGCUCACAGCCGCCCAUAAAGUUUAUAAUAUCAGCACGUCCUCCUUCAAGGUGCGCGUUGGCGAAUGGGAUGCAGCUAGCACUUCCGAAGUGAUACCCGCACAGGAUGUAGCCAUCGCCAGCGUUUUUAUUCACCCGAAUUUCAAUUCGGCCAAUUUACAAAAUGAUGUCGCCAUCAUAAAGCUCGCCUCGGCCGUCUCACUAACGACCAAGUCCACGGUGGGCACUGUCUGCUUGCCAACCACCACAUUUGUGGGUCAAACUUGCUAUGUGGCCGGUUGGGGUAAGAAUGAUUUUGGGCCGACUGGCGCUUAUCAGGCUAUACAACGCCAAGUCGAUGUACCGCUCAUUACGAAUGCAGCUUGUCAAACGAUGUUGCAGGCCACGCGCCUCGGACAAACUUUUCAACUGAAUAACAGUAGCUUCAUUUGUGCUGGCGGUCAAGCCGGCAAGGAUGCGUGUACGGGCGAUGGUGGUGCACCGCUGGUCUGUCAGAACAACAAUGUUUGGUAUGUGGUCGGUUUGGUGGCUUGGGGUAUUGGCUGUGGUCAAGGUGGCGUGCCUGGCGUUUACGUAAAUGUAGCAACGUAUUUGGCGUGGAUUCAAACAGUUUUAGCCUCUUCGUAAUUGGUGACCAAAUCCCCUUCGGUUUGAUAUUACGUAGCAUAUAGAAUAACCGCAGUGUAUGUGGUCGCUUAAUUAGUUGCACAAUUAUGUAUCUGUUAACGCUCUCUGUGUUAUUUCAUAAAAUAAAUAAUUAUGUUUAGGUUAAACACAA